Molecule: messenger RNA, 283 nt
Organism: Lactuca virosa
Lineage: Eukaryota; Viridiplantae; Streptophyta; Magnoliopsida; Asterales; Asteraceae
Source: the annotation of a GenBank genome assembly
CCGUCUCCCUCGCCCAAUUACACGCUGCCGCUCUUCUUGUCCAAUGAUAUCCUCCACCGCCAUUGACCGGCGACAGAUGACGUUCUUCUCUUUCCUACCUCUGUUGUUCCAGUUUUCAUCUCCCCUCACUCUUCCUCAUCCGUUCUCUUCCAAUACGAUGGUUACAGUGGGUAUUUUCUUGCGCAUAUCGCCAUCGCUAAGCUCCACCGCCAUCACUCUUCAACAUCUACUCAUCGUAUCCGCUUUGCUUCUCUCCAUGCUCAUGCUUUCUGGAAACCUCUGA